Molecule: messenger RNA, 1527 nt
Organism: Aureococcus anophagefferens
Lineage: Eukaryota; Pelagophyceae; Pelagomonadales; Pelagomonadaceae
Exons: 2
Coding region: 1-1527 (508 amino acids)
Biological process (GO): terpenoid biosynthetic process
Molecular function (GO): 4-(cytidine 5'-diphospho)-2-C-methyl-D-erythritol kinase activity; ATP binding
Source: RefSeq, a predicted model, not a curated record
AUGUGGGCUCACGCCGUUCUGCUUGCGGCGUCCCUGCGCUGCGCGUCGUCGCUCGUCGCGCCGUCGCCGCGGCCGGCGCCGCGGACCGCGGUGUCCGCCGGCGGCGCCUGGGACCUCGAGCUCUUCUCGCCCGCGAAAGUGAACCUGUUCCUGCGCAUCUUGCGGAAGCGCGACGACGGCUUCCACGACCUCGCGUCGCUGUUCCAGGCCGUGGACCUCGGCGACACGCUCGCCUUCGAGGUGCUCGGCGACGGCGCGAAAGCGGACGCGCUCGAGUGCGACGCGCCGGGCUGCCCGCUCGACGCGUCGAAUUUGGUGCUCCGGGCGAUCGCGCUGCUCCGGGCCCGGCUCGAACAUCGCGCGGCCGUGCCCUUCCUGCGCGUGCGCCUCGACAAGCGCACGCCCAUCCAGGCGGGCCUCGGCGGCGGGUCGUCGAACGCGGCGACGGCGCUCUACGCGGCGAACGAGCUCGCGGGCCGCCCCGCGAGCGCCGCGGAGCUCGUCGAGUGGUCCGGCGAGCUCGGCAGCGACAUCACCUUCUUCCUCGGCCCCACGGGCUCCUGCUACUGCACGGGCCGCGGCGAGGUCCUCGAGCCCGUGGACGCGCUGCCCGCGCGCGACCUCGUCGUCCUCCGCGCCGAGUGGUCCGCGUUCAAGAACGUGCUCCAGGACAUGAAGCUGUCGGGCGUCACGCUCGACGAGGGCUACGCGACGCUCCUGGCGAGCAACGGCAUGCCGAACAGCAAGCUCCUCGCGGCCAUCUCGCUCGCCAUCGUGCUGUCGACGGUCUGCUGCGAGCGCGGCUUCUCGACGAUGGCGUGGGUCAAGUCGAAGCUGCGGAACCGCAUGAGCAUCAUCAUGUUGGACGCGCUGAUGAUGAUCAUCCUCAACGGCCCCGACAUGAGCGACGCCGCGGCGGUCGACGACCUCAUCGAGAAGGCCUACGACUUCUGGGCGAAGCAGGCGAAGCGGACGCCGAGCCGGAGCCACCCCGGCGUCGCGCGGCCGCGGAAGAAGACGGCCGUCGCCCAGCCCGUGCACGACGUCCUCGCGGCCGUCGAUCGCGAGGCCGCGCUCGAGGCCCGGCGGUCCGAGUUCGCGGACUGCGAGGAGUGCCACUUCGACCCCGACGACGGCGACACGGGCGACGAGGGCGCGCCGAGCGAGUCCACGGGCCCCACGAUCACGGGCGACGACCUCGUGCAGGCCGUGGGCAUCUUCCCCGGCCUCGAGGGCUACGAGGCCCUGCCGAAGCCGAGCGGCACGUCGGAGGACUGGAAGAAGGAGCUCAAGACGUUCAAGUGGCGCGGCCUCCUGCUCGCCCACGUCUUCGAGGGCGGCUGGGCGACGGGCAAGUACGUCAAGAAGGCGACGCGCCGCGAGUCGCCGAACAGCGAGGUCGGCUUCUACGUCUUCUACUACGCCGACGUCGGCCAGUACCUCGCCCACAACCUCGGCCUCGAGGAGCACGGCGACACGCGGAGCUGGCUCAUCCUCAAGCAGGCCGAGCUCGCGCGCCUCGCGUAG